Molecule: messenger RNA, 1426 nt
Organism: Arabidopsis arenosa
Lineage: Eukaryota; Viridiplantae; Streptophyta; Magnoliopsida; Brassicales; Brassicaceae
Source: the annotation of a GenBank genome assembly
GCUAACUUCUUUCUCCCAUUUUCUUGCCAUGGAAAUCGAUUCCGCUACCAACGGAAACUCUGACGCCGUCAUGACGGAAUCCGCCGCUACGAUCACUCCGUCUCCGGUCGUCGUCCCGGCUUCGAGAUCGAAUCAAUUUACGGAAUCGCUCAAGCUUGAGCACCAGCUCCUCCGUGUACCUUUCGAGCAUUACAAGAAGACGAUCCGUACCAAUCACCGUUCUUUCGAGAAAGAGGUAUCAACUGUUGUUAACGGCGUCGGAGAAUUGGCUGAUUCCGAUUGGUCUAAAGACGUCACCGUUUCGCGUCUUACUAGCCUUGUUACUCGAUUACAAGGCCUCAAACGAAAGUUGGAAGAAGGGAGCAAUGUGGAGAAUUUGCAAGCCCAGAGAUGUCGUGCUCGCAUUGAUCAUUUGGAUUCAGUAGAUGUGGAGAAUAUUACUGAAUGGAACAAUACAAAACUGAAACGGAUUCUUGUGGACUACAUGCUGCGGAUGUCAUAUUUCGAGACUGCUACAAAGCUUUCAGAAAGCAGCAAUAUUUUGGACCUUGUCGACAUUGACAUAUUUCGAGAAGCUAAGAAGGUGAUUGACGCCCUUAAAAAUAGGGAGGUAGCUUCUGCAUUGGCAUGGUGUGCUGAUAAUAAAACCCGGUUGAAAAAGUCAAAGAGCAAAUUUGAGUUCCAACUAAGGCUGCAAGAAUUCAUCGAGUUGGUACGUGUUGAUACAGCUGACAGCUACCAAAAAGCAAUCCAGUAUGCUCGAAAGCAUCUGGCAUCAUGGGGAGCAACCCAUAUGAAUGAAUUGCAGCAUGUUCUGGCCACUUUGGCUUUUAAAAGUACUACAGAAUGCUUAAAAUAUAAGGUUUUGUUUGAACCACAACAGUGGGAUAUUUUAGUUGAUCAGUUUAAACAAGAAUUUUGCAAGUUAUAUGGCAUGACGAUGGAACCCUUAUUGAACAUCUACUUACAAGCAGGCUUGUCUGCUCUGAAAACUCCAUAUGGUUUUGAAGAAGGUUGUACCAAAGAGGACCCGCUCUCACAAGAGAACUUCCGGAAGCUUGCUUUGCCUUUACCGUUCUCCAAGCAGCACCAUUCAAAGCUGGUUUGCUAUAUUUCUAAGGAGCUAAUGGACACAGAGAACCCACCACAGGUGCUGCCCAAUGGCUACGUCUACAGCACCAAGGCUCUCAAGGAAAUGGCGGAAAAGAAUGGAGGAAUAAUAACAUGUCCAAGGACAGGGCUUGUCUGCAACUACACGGAAUUAGUUAAGGCAUAUAUAUCAUGAACCCAUAUGCUCAUCACUUUGGUUGCAUUUUCAAUGGAUGACUGGGAGGUCAGUAUUAAGGCCAAAGAAACUGAAAUUUCCAACUUUCUCCAUUACUAGUCUUUGUGAAUAUGCACUUACAGAUAAAACUUUGCAUCACUU